AUGACUAUCUUCAUUGCUUCGCUCUUCCUCCCAUACACGGUCAACUUCCAUCUGGACAAGUCUGCCAAAACAUCCCAUGGCAGCCCAAAGGCAAAGUCACCCAAGGGAUCUCCCAAACGCAAUGGGCUCUCGGCCGCCGCAAGUCUCUUCCCGAAAAGCGACGAUGACGCCAUAAAGAAAGCAAUGACACCCGGAGCGACCACCGACUAUGAAUAUAUCUUCACCAAUCCGCGUGCAAAACUCGAGCCGCUCAACGAAUACCCGUUCCCUAUAGCCUCUAAUGGCCAAGUCAAUAUCUUGUCGCAGAGCGAGGCUCAUUCGCCUGCAUGGGGUUCGACUCUUACAUUCAACCAGCCUCGCCCGAUGAAUGUGACGCUUCCAUCUCCUUCGAUUUUGAAACACCAAGAACCAAUUCCCGCUGCGGUGCCUCAAGUCAUUGAGAAGCCAAAACAACCCACCAUGGGCAUUGAAAGCCAGAAAGCUCAGGAACAGAUCAUGCGCUCAGUUGCCGCCCAUUCGUUUUCCGAUGCCGAUUGGACCAUCGAAUCUGCCGAACAGGGAAACCCUGGUCUACGCAAUGCGGUUCGCUCAUUUUCUGAUCCUGACUUGGACGACACUAUAUGGGUUGGUACUUUAGGUAUGCCAACGGAUGCGCUGGAUACUCAUAUCAAGUCAGAAAUUGCCGAAACAUUGGAGGAUAAAUACUCAUCUCUAGCCGUCUAUGUGAGCGAUACUGAUUUUGACGGACAUUAUUCUCACUUUUGCAAGACUAUUUUGUGGCCUGUGUUUCAUUACCAAAUUCCGGAUAACCCAAAGAGCAAAGCAUACGAAGAUCAUUCUUGGGUCUAUUAUGUAAAGCUCAACGAGGCUUUUGCUCAGCGCAUUGCCAAGAACUGGCGACGAGGUGAUGCCAUCUGGGUACAUGAUUACCAUUUGCUGCUGGUUCCUGCAAUGCUUCGCAAGCUGUUGCCGGAUGCGCAAAUCGGCUUCUUCCUACACGUCGCUUUCCCGUCUUCAGAGGUCUUUAGAUGUUUGGCGCCACGCAAGGAACUUCUCGAAGGUGUGCUAGGCGCAGAUCUUAUUGGAUUCCAGAUUGAUGAAUACUGCCGUCACUUCUUACAGACUUGCAGUCGAAUCUUGUGUGUCGAGGCUAGAAAGGAUGGUGUACAAUUGGAGGAUCGAUUUGUGAACGUGGGCAAGUUUCCAAUUGGUAUUGACCCAACGUCGUGGGAUGAAAGACGCCGCAGUCAUGACGUUGAACACUGGAUCAAGAUUAUUUCAGAAAAGUACGAGGGCAAGCGAUUGAUUGUUUCGAGAGACAAACUUGAUUCAAUCCGAGGUGUUCGACAGAAACUUUUGAGUUAUGAGCUUUUCUUGAACACAUAUCCCGAGUUCCGCGAUCAGGUUGUGCUCAUUCAAGUUGCUUCAUCUACCAACGAACAAGCAGAGUUGGAUACCUUAGUCUCCGAUAUUGCGAUGCGAAUCAAUUCGACACACUCAACACUAGCCCACCAGCCACUAGUGUUUUUGAAGCAAGAUCUCAGCUUUGCGCAAUACCUCGCUUUGAUUACAGUAGCCGAUGCGCUCAUGGUGACGAGUCUAAGAGAGGGUAUGAACCUUACCAGCCACGAAUUUGUUUAUUGUCAAGACGGAAAAUACGGUCCCAAGGCUCAUGGCCCACUAAUUUUGAGCGAAUUUACUGGAAGUGCGUCCAUCUUUGAUGGGCAUGCUCUACUCGUCAACCCAUGGGAUUACCGCCAGUGCGCAGAAGCUAUUCAUACUGCACUUACACUCACUGACUCUGAAAAGGAAGUCAUGUGGCAGAAGCUGUACGACGCAGUGCUGCAGAAUUCUACUACUAAUUGGGUCAAGUCUUUCCGGGAAGCAUUAUCCAAGGUAUGGGACGAGCAUUCUUCUCGUGAGACCAUGGCAGUGCCACGGCUGUCAGUCCCGCGGCUAGAAGAGGCAUACCGCAAUUCCGAACGUCGACUUCUCAUUCUCGACUAUGAAGGUACCCUAGCAUCUUGGGGUUCGCCAACCAGUAUUAUCUUGACAACCCCUCAACGAGCUUUGACAACUCUUACUGAUCUACUUGAGGAUCCUAAAAACAUUGUCUAUGUGAUGAGUGCCAGGCGACCCGAAGAGAUGGAACGGCUGUUCCGUCAGGUUUCAGGACUAGGACUGAUUGCUGAGAAUGGAUGCUUUAUUCGCGAGCCGUCCAAGGAUAGCUGGAUCAAACUCAACGAAGAAAACCACACCAGGGAAUGGAAGGCUGGCACAAAAGGAAUUCUGAACUAUUUCCGAGAAAGAACAGAAAAUAGCUGGAUAGAGGAGUUGCAUUGCUCGCUCGUGUUCCAUUAUGGUGAGGCAGAAGAUAAGCUUGCUGCGGCUCGUCAAGCGUCCGAGUGUGCCGACCACAUCAAUGACGCAUGUGCGAGUCAGGGAGUGCAUGUUAUUCCAGUCGACGGCGCAUUGAUCAUUCAGUCUUCCAGAACAAACAAGGCGAGUGCGGCGGAGCUUGUAUGGCGGUAUAGCAUCCAGCGCGGAAAAGAAGGAGGCUAUACAGGUCAACCUGAUUUCUUAUUUGUGGCUGGAGAUAGUCGUGAGGAUGAAGUUGUCUUCCGCUGGGCGAACAAAUUAGCAGAAUCCAAGGCUGUCAAGAAUUGCAUGACGGUGACAUUGGGCUCGAGGAGUACAGAAGCCAAGGCAACGCUGACUCAGGGAGUAACAGGUGUUUUGUCCUGUCUCCAGCGACUUGCCGCGUCUUCUCAGUCUUAG
Talaromyces marneffei is the source of this 2778-nucleotide messenger RNA. RefSeq lists its product as uncharacterized. The transcript is spliced from 4 exons. Gene Ontology annotation, molecular function: catalytic activity. Gene Ontology annotation, biological process: trehalose biosynthetic process. Gene Ontology annotation, cellular component: alpha,alpha-trehalose-phosphate synthase complex (UDP-forming); cytosol. The record is from RefSeq and is a predicted model, not a curated record. NCBI's taxonomy places the organism in Eukaryota, Fungi, Ascomycota, Eurotiomycetes, Eurotiales, Trichocomaceae. The coding region runs from base 1 to 2778 and encodes 925 amino acids.